AAGGGAAUAUAAAAAUUUAAUGCCACGUGUCCAUCUUAUCAAAAGCUUCAGAAGUACAUUUAUUCUAUAACAUUUUGAAUAGUGAAAUCAUUGAUAACGACUCCGUCCGAUCAGAAACAAUUAAAAAAUGAUUCAGAAAUCAAAUCUAAAAAGGGAAAUAUUGCAUCAAUCCACUUAAAAACAGCGCGCCCAUGCACUAUAUCCUAUCGACAUUCUUAAUGUAAUUACAUGUUUUCACAUACAAUUAUGCAAAUUAUUCCGAUAAUAAAGAAAUAUUCUUAAAGAAACUUCUCAUUGCAUUUGAUAUUAGAUUGUUUUACGAUAGAGUUUCGAAAUUUGACUCGGAAAAGUACAAUAGAUUAUUAAACAGAUAUAAUGGUAUUCCCGGUAUAUAAAAAAGAUAAUUACAACCAAAUUUUAAUAUGAUACCAAGAAUGAAAGAGAAAAAAAGAAAAAAUGAUACGAUAUUAAGAUAAAUAGACAGCGAUUUGUUUUUCCUUACAUUAUUAGCAAAAAUGCACACGCAUAUUUUAGAUUGCAACAUGUGUUGUAUCAAAAAAGAAGUUCUUAAGAUUAUUCUCCGAGCGUUUUCCUAAUCCCUCUUUAUUUAUACAUAUAAUAGAGUGAGAAUGAAGACUGCGUGUUUUCGCAUAAAGUUUUGGUCAAUUCGAUCAUUGUUAUCUAUAUUUAUAUGUUUCGCUUUGCUUCGUUGUUUCCUUGAUGUACCAGGAAAGUCUUUAUUAUAUCGAAAACAAAUAACAAAAGGAGAUAAAUCUUAUCAAGAUUCCGAUGGAAGAAUAAUCAUGAAUGAAGUAAAAAAUAGUUUAAAAGGUCAACAAAAAAUGAACAACGACUUGUACAGUCAAUUCAAACAAGAUAAAUGUUCCCUCGGAUUAUCUGAAGUUUCAAAUCACUUCAAUCCCAUAACAACUGACUGGAGUACGUGGACGUAUCAAAAGAGACUUGUUUGUCCAAGUUUUGAUGUGAGAAACUAUCGUUUCACGAACCAACCUCCAGUAAUAUACAUCAAAUGCGAAACAACUAACUGGCAUCAGCGAAACCAAAUACAAACAAUAUCUCAUGAAAGUGAUUGUGUCAAUUCUUAUAUCAAACAAUGUUGUACAGAUAAAAUGACAGUUCCGAAAAUUGUGCAUUACGUGUGGUAUGGGCUUAAAGUCAAAUUUGAUUUUUAUGGAUUUCUUAGUUUUAUAAGUGCUUUACGAUUCGUCCGUCCCUGCUUGAUAUUGAUCCAUGGAAAUAUUUUACCGCAAGGUUUAUAUUGGAAGUUUAUUAUAAAUAUAUAUCCAAAUAUAAUUCACGUUGAAAGACUUAUAGAAUCCAAUAAAAUAUUCGGAAAGAAAGUGAAACACAUCAAUAAUUUAAGUGAUGUUAUUCGUAUUGAAGCCUUGUUGAAGUAUGGAGGAAUAUAUUUAGAUAUGGACAUGGUACUUAUGAGGGAUGUUGACUUGUUACGACAGUAUCCAUGCACCAUGUCUUAUUUAAGACCACAUUUUCAUCUUGGUUCUUCGUAUAUAAUGGCAGAACGAAACUCCGAGUUUAUGCAAAAAUGGCUUGAUGGUUAUAAGUAUCACUAUAGAAACGAUUCCUACUCCUAUAGUGCUAUGCGAUACCCUUACAUGUUGGCUACAAAUUUCACAGAUUUAAUACACGUUGAAAAUGAGACAAUUUCAAGACCUUACAGUCUGCAUGGUGUUGCAAUAUUUAAACAUGGACUUCGUCCAUUUGAUUGGUCAAAACUUUACGGUGUUCAUCUUUACAGCAGAAAGAAUGAGGAAGCUUUGAACGAGAUGGUUAUAAGAGACCUAAAUACAACGUUUGGAGCUAUUGCUCGGCACAUAAUAUUUGGAAAUAAAGAACUAUGCUCUAAAUAAAAUCUACUAUAGGCAGUACCUGUAUAAAG
Ruditapes philippinarum (Manila clam) is the source of this 1921-nucleotide messenger RNA. RefSeq lists its product as uncharacterized. NCBI's taxonomy places the organism in Eukaryota, Metazoa, Mollusca, Bivalvia, Venerida, Veneridae. The record is from RefSeq and is a predicted model, not a curated record. The transcript is spliced from 2 exons. The coding region runs from base 630 to 1892 and encodes 420 amino acids.